AUGGCACUCUCCACCCUUCUCCUCCAUCCCUGCCCUCCUCUCCUUCCCAGCAAACCCAUAACACAAAGCAACAGAAAUGGCUGGACCAACAACAACAGAGUAAUCUUCACUUCCCUCCCCUGCACCAACAGCCUCAGAACCAACACUACCGCUCAAUACCCAAACAAACCCUCUGAUACUCUCUCCAAAGAGUACAAGCUCGCAUGGCAAGACGAAUUCAAAAGAGCAUUCCCAUUUGAACCAUCCUCUCAGGACUGGGAGGCUGGUGAUCAGGAAAAUGAAAAAUUCCAAGAUUUGGUCGAUAAACGGUGCGUCGACAAUGUCAGGAUGCUCAUUGUUGACGCGGUGCAGAAUUCGAAAGCUGGGCACCCAGGAAUGGCGCUUGGGAUGGCUGAAAUUGGGUAUUUCUUAUACCGUCAUGUCAUGAGGAACAAUCCGAGAAAUCCCAAGUGGUUCAACAGAGACAGAUUCGUUUUGAGCGCAGGGCAUGGGUGUUUGCUUCAGUAUGUUUGCCUUCAUCUUGCUGGGUUUCGAUCGGUUCAGGUAAAAUUUUACAGAGAAUUAAAUUCUAGACUCGCCCUAAAAAUUCUUAACUGUGAAGCAUAUGUUCAAACACCUAAUGGAACAUUAGACAUGUCAGUUUAUAAUUGCCUCAGAACCAACACUACCGCUCAAUACCCAAACAAACCCUCUGAUACUCUCUCCAAAGAGUACAAGCUCGCAUGGCAAGACGAAUUCAAAAGAGCAUUCCCAUUUGAACCAUCCUCUCAGGACUGGGAGGCUGGUGAUCAGGAAAAUGAAAAAUUCCAAGAUUUGGUCGAUAAACGGUGCGUCGACAAUGUCAGGAUGCUCAUUGUUGACGCGGUGCAGAAUUCGAAAGCUGGGCACCCAGGAAUGGCGCUUGGGAUGGCUGAAAUUGGGUAUUUCUUAUACCGUCAUGUCAUGAGGAACAAUCCGAGAAAUCCCAAGUGGUUCAACAGAGACAGAUUCGUUUUGAGCGCAGGGCAUGGGUGUUUGCUUCAGUAUGUUUGCCUUCAUCUUGCUGGGUUUCGAUCGGUUCAGAUUGAAGACCUCAAAUGCUUGUGCAAGCUUGGUAGUCGGACCCCAGGUCACCCCGAGAACAUUGUCACAGAUGGAAUUGAAGUCACAACAGGUCCACUUGGACAAGGUGUAGCCAAUGCUGUUGGUCUUGCCCUAGCAGAAGCUCACUUAGCUGCCAGAUUUAAUAAACCUGAUGUCACCAUUCUUGAUCACCAGACAUAUUGCAUCAUGGGUGAUGGUUGUGCCAUGGAGGGCAUAUCACAUGAAGCUGCAUCUUUGGCUGCACAUUGGAAGCUCAACAAGCUUACACUAAUUUAUGAUGAUAACCACAAUACCAUUGAUGGUUCCACCAACCUGGUAUUCUCUGAAGAUAUAUCAGCAAGAUUUGCAGCUCUUGGUUGGAAUACAGUGACAGUGGAUGACCCAUAUAGCAACAUGAGAUCCUUUGAAAAUGCACUUCUUUCUGCUUUUAGUGAGACCGAGAAACCAACCUUCAUCAGGGUGAAAACUUGUAUUGGAAAAUUGUCAACAAAGGAGGGAACCUCCAAAGCCCAUCAUGGCACUUUUGAUGAAGAUGAUGCGAAGCAAAUGAGACAGAAAAUUAAUUGGAAUGAUCGAGAGCCAUUCCAUGUCAUUCCUAUGGUCUAUGAGGAAAUGCAAGUUCAGGCAGACCAUGGAGAAACACUGGAGGAGGAGUGGCACUCCAAAUUAUACUAUUUCCGAAGCAAGUAUCCCCAAGAAGCUGCAGAAUUUUCUGUUCUCCUCAACGGUGGUAUGCUUCCGGGCUGGGAAAACUCGUUACCGGGCAUAUCACAUGAAGCUGCAUCUUUGGCUGCACAUUGGAAGCUCAACAAGCUUACACUAAUUUAUGAUGAUAACCACAAUACCAUUGAUGGUUCCACCAACCUGGUAUUCUCUGAAGAUAUAUCAGCAAGAUUUGCAGCUCUUGGUUGGAAUACAGUGACAGUGGAUGACCCAUAUAGCAACAUGAGAUCCUUUGAAAAUGCACUUCUUUCUGCUUUUAGUGAGACCGAGAAACCAACCUUCAUCAGGGUGAAAACUUGUAUUGGAAAAUUGUCAACAAAGGAGGGAACCUCCAAAGCCCAUCAUGGCACUUUUGAUGAAGAUGAUGCGAAGCAAAUGAGACAGAAAAUUAAUUGGAAUGAUCGAGAGCCAUUCCAUGUCAUUCCUAUGGUCUAUGAGGAAAUGCAAGUUCAGGCAGACCAUGGAGAAACACUGGAGGAGGAGUGGCACUCCAAAUUAUACUAUUUCCGAAGCAAGUAUCCCCAAGAAGCUGCAGAAUUUUCUGUUCUCCUCAACGGUGGUAUGCUUCCGGGCUGGGAAAACUCGUUACCGAAGUGGUCUAUAUCUGAUCCGGUAGAUGCCACUAGAGGAUAUUCUGAGAAAUGCCUGAACAAUCUUGUUAAGGUGCUACCAGGGCUGAUUGGUGGAAGUGCAGAUCUUGCAACAUCUAAUAAAGUCUAUCUCCAUGGCUGUGAAGAUUUUCAGAGGCCCGAUUCUCCAUGGGGACGCAACAUUAGGUAUGGAGUUCGAGAGCAUGCAAUGGGUGGAAUUUCAAAUGGUGUAGCCUUGCAUGGAGGCGGUUUGAUACCAUUUGCGGCCACUUUUCUUAUUUUCUCCGACUACAUGAAGAACUCAAUCCGAUUGUCUGCCCUCAGUCAUGCUGGAGUCAUUUACAUUAUGACCCAUGACUCUAUCGGUCUAGGAGAAGAUGGACCAACUCACCAACCAGUAGAGCAGCUAGCUGGCCUACGAGCAGUGCCACGUUUAUUGGUUUUCCGACCAGCUGAUGGCAAUGAAACUGCUGGAGCCUAUAAGGUGGCUGUUGCAAACCGAGAUGUACCUAGUCUUAUUGCAUUAUCGAGGCAAAAGUUGGCGGCCAACUUGGAAGGAACAUCAGCAGAUGCUGUUGAAAGGGGAGGCUAUAUAGUAAGUGACAACUCUGGUGACAAACUGCCAGAGUUGAUACUCAUCGGUACUGGAUCAGAACUUUGUCUCUGUGAAGGGAGCGCCAACACCCUAAGAAAAGAAGGGAGGAGAGUGAGGGUGGUUUCACUUGUGUGUUGGAGGCUUUUUGACCGGCAGCCUAGGGAGUAUAAGGAGCUUGUAUUGCCAUCGAGUGUUUCGAGGCGUGUGAGUGUUGAGGCAGGCUCUCCAAUUGGUUGGAGGGAGUAUGUGGGAGGUGGUGGGGUGCUGGUUGGGGUGGAGGACUUUGGGGCCAGUGGAGCUUAUUUGGAUACAUUUCAGAAGUUCGGUUUCACGGAGGAGAAUGUAACAAGGAUUGCAAAGUCAUUGCUCUGCCAGUGA
Messenger RNA from Ilex paraguariensis (yerba mate), 3369 nucleotides. NCBI's taxonomy places the organism in Eukaryota, Viridiplantae, Streptophyta, Magnoliopsida, Aquifoliales, Aquifoliaceae. The record is from the annotation of a GenBank genome assembly.